Messenger RNA from Baudoinia panamericana UAMH 10762, 3483 nucleotides. RefSeq lists its product as uncharacterized. The transcript is spliced from 3 exons. Lineage: Eukaryota; Fungi; Ascomycota; Dothideomycetes; Mycosphaerellales; Teratosphaeriaceae. The record is from RefSeq and is a predicted model, not a curated record. Bases 1 to 3483 code for a protein of 1160 amino acids. Gene Ontology annotation, cellular component: cytoplasm. Gene Ontology annotation, biological process: post-transcriptional regulation of gene expression. Gene Ontology annotation, molecular function: mRNA binding.
AUGGCUUACUACUAUGCCGGCAUGGCGCCUCAGUCUUCGCGUGACCCGAACGCGCUCUCGCCGCAGCGCAACCCGAACAGACUGAGCGCUAAUAUGUCAACCACCAACGCUGCGCGCGGAGGGUUGAUAAGAAGGUUCACGAUGAACGAGUACCCAACUGUCUCGCCCAUUGGGCAGCAAAGGAGGCAGCCUGGAACACACGAGCCGGUAAGUAACGGCGCUUCUGUUUUAAGCGACGCAUGCACGGCAGCAGGCAGCGGUAGCAGCUUGGAUGGUACUAGAGCAUUGCUUUCCGGGCCGGGCGCCUCGAAAACAGUCCGGCGUGAUAGAGUGAAAGAUCGAGAUCCAUUGGACUUGCGGUCCCGGCAGGGUUUAGCAGAGCCAGACACUGUUGCAAACACAAUGGUUCAGGUCGAUGGCAAGGUCGGAGAGGUGGCCAGUAGUGCACUUCAGCGUGGGAGUGUUGUGCUUGCCAAUGAUCUCGUUUAUGCCCUUCAACACAGGCUGACAAACACUGACCAGUCAACCGGUUUCGGAAAGCUGGCUCCGUCGGAUGCCGCCGCACGUCGCUACGAGAUACUUCUGGCGCAGCAACGCCAGAUACAAGCUGACAUUGCUGCCGUGGAUGCGGAAACACGCCAUGAGGUCGACCAGAGCAUUAGACAUGAGGAGUCGAUCGCAGCAAUGAUGGCAUCGAGCGAGCCAACCAGCCCGCCGGAAUACGGCAAUGCCUUCCCAAACGCGUUCUCGAAGCCGAACCGCUAUUCGACUGCCAGCUUGACAUCUGUGGGAGGGAUCGCCAACAAGGCCAAUCGGUCCAGCAUUCAAUUGACAUCUCCCUCAAACACCAUGUCACGACCGUACACUUCCGGCAAUGUGCACUUGCCAUCGCAAUCCGUUCCAACCUCUCGCCGCCAGUCCGAUGACGAGGACGAUGAGGAGCCUUGGAUGUAUGGGUUCGAGAAUACGGCCCAUCGUGCGGCAGCAAAAUCUGCUUUCAGUCCAAACCGCAACUCAAUGCCCAUAACGGGAUACGCUCGCAACAGAAGCAGAGCAGACCGGACCUCAUUCGGACCAGUCAAUACGAGCGGCUUUCUGCUUGACGACGACGACGACCAUCGUACUGUUAUACCGACUUCUACCACCACUUCGCCACCUACCGCGAGGUCAUAUUUGCAAGUCCAGCAGACAGCUGACGGGUUCCCGAAACUCAUUCGCCGUGAGGACAGCAACGAGCUCGCGGCCUCUGCGCUAGACAUUGCAUUUGCCCAAGGUGUAGAGCCUCAGCAGCAGGUUACCGAUCGCGCCACGGCCAGCCGUCACCGCAUAUCGCUUCCACCCAGUGCAUUGAGCAGCACUUUCGGCAUUGCACCGCUCAACGGAAUACUUACAAACGCCGAAAGCAAGCCCUCUGCGAUCAACCGUCGCUCGUUGGAGGUCAAGUUCCCUGCUGAACCGAAACGCCCAUUGCUAAUGGCUGUGGCUUCACCGCCUCGCGGGCUCGCAAACGCGGCCAUGCAAAAGCCUUCGCUUUCCACAAAUGACAUUCCAACGUUAAAGAGCAUCAGCAACGACAGCUCAUUUGCGAACAAAACAGCUGGCACUUCACCGUCUCGUCAGUCUGUUGUGCCCACUGACCCGUCCUCGCCUGAGCAGCAAAGCAUUAGUCGCGUUACCUCCGCCUCGACCGCCAACACCAACCGCUACAGCCAAGAAUUUGCGACUGCCGCAGGCCUCAAAGUAGAGGACGACGUCGAAGGUCUGACACCCUCUAACCACUCAGGCUUACAAGCCAACGCCGCGCCUUUUGGGCCUAUCGCCGGCACUCACGACAGCCCAAUGCAGCAUCUCGGCCCGAACGGCAUGUCUCCUUUCGCCCAGCAGGCUUACUACAACGGCUACAACCUGCAAAUGCUCAACAGCGGGUUCAAUAACAUGAACCUGGGCAGUUACAAUGGUCCAAUGCAGUGGCCAGGUCCGCCGUACGCGCAAAUCGGCGGAUACGGCCAGUACGGUCAAUAUGGUCACAAUGGCCAUGCGGCAGCGAGUGCCGGGCGCAUACCAGACACACGGAUGACGGUGCAACAGCGCCGUCUUGCGAACGAAGAGGCACAGACACGAUACAACUCGCUCACUGUCGGCCAGCUCACUGGGGAGAUCUACAGCCUCUGCAAAGACCAGCACGGCUGUCGCUAUCUUCAGCGCAAGCUCGAUGAGCGUGCCGACAACGCUGUGGAGAUUGUGUUCGUUGAGAUCAAAGAUCACAUUAUUGAGCUCAUGACCGACCCAUUCGGCAACUACCUUUGUCAGAAGCUGCUGGAGUGCACGGACGACGAGCAGCGCACUGUACUGAUCAAAAACUCUGCGUCCAGCAUGACAAAGAUCGCCCUCAACCAGCACGGCACACGCGCACUGCAAAAGAUGAUCGAGUACAUCUCCACUCCGCAGCAGAUACAGAUCAUCAUUGAAGCGCUCCGCUACGACGUGGUAUUGCUGAUUCAGGACCUCAAUGGCAACCACGUCAUCCAGAAGUGUCUCAACCAUUUGUCGCCUGAGAACGCUCAGUUCAUCUUUGACUCUGUUGGCACCAAUUGCAUUGCCGUUGGCACUCACCGUCAUGGUUGCUGCGUGCUACAGCGCUGCAUUGAUCAUGCUUCCGGCUUGCAGAAGGGUGCGCUCGUUGAUCAGGUCAUUAACAACGCCUUCGCCCUGGUGCAAGACCCCUUCGGCAAUUAUGUGGUGCAGUACAUUCUUGAUCUCGGCGAGCCUUGCUUCACCGAGCCCCUUUGCCAGAGCUUCGCGCACCAGGUCGCCUACCUCUCAAAGCAGAAAUUCAGCUCCAACGUGGUCGAGAAGUGCAUCCGUUGCGCUACCGGCAAUGUUCGUCGUGCCGUCAUCCUCGAGAUAGCUGAGCCGCGUGAGCUUGCAAUGCUACUCCGAGACUCUUUCGCCAACUACGUCGUGCAGACUGCGAUGGACUUUGCCGAUGAGGAAACCAAGAAUCUCCUCAUGGAGAACGUUCGGCCCAUCCUCCCUUCAAUCCGUCAUACGCCGUAUGGCCGUCGCAUUGCGACCAAGUUGCAAGAGUAUGAUGCCCGUAACGGCUCGUCCUCACCUCCUGCAUCUGGUGGUGCCACCCCAGCCGACUCGAUCUCGUCGAUGUCGCCGCCAGCUACCAUGAACGGAAUCGUUAAUGGUGUUCCGCCCUAUGGCGCGGGUCUCGGUUCAGCAGGUCGUGCUAACCGCAACGGCUGGGCUGGUCCGCCGCCGCAGUGGCCUGGUUUUAAUGCUGGCGCUAAUCCGUUCAACAACAUUCCCACAUUUGACGCGAGAGGCUUCGAGACACCACUCACGAACGGCGAAGUCGCGUCUCCGACUCCGCAGCGUCACAACCAUAGCAGCAGCCUACUCGCCAACGGCGAACCUCGCUUCACCAGCCCUGGCUUCUCCGCUCGCCAACCUGCGCCUUUUGGCCACUUCUAA